Messenger RNA from Antrostomus carolinensis (chuck-will's-widow), 1183 nucleotides. It is a transcript of the gene CTNNBL1, whose product is annotated as catenin beta like 1. Gene Ontology annotation, cellular component: spliceosomal complex. The record is from RefSeq and is a predicted model, not a curated record. NCBI's taxonomy places the organism in Eukaryota, Metazoa, Chordata, Aves, Caprimulgiformes, Caprimulgidae. The annotation marks the transcript as partial. The transcript is spliced from 10 exons.
CCUAACAGAGGGACAAAAAGACCUCGCGAUGAAGAGGAAGAGGAAAUCAAAGCACGUCGGAAACAAGCUAGUGCGCGAGAGCACGGUCGCCACCGGGAAGAGGAAUCUGUUGCGCUGGAAGAAACUGAUGAUGAGAAGAAGAAACUUCUUCAGAUAAUUGAGAGGGAUGGAGAAGAGGAAGAGGAGGAAGAGGAACCUUUGGAUGAAAGUUCAGUGAAGAAGAUGAUUCUCACCUUUGAGAAGAGAUCUUACAAAAACCAGGAGCUGCGGAUCAAGUUUCCUGACAAUCCAGAGAAGUUUAUGGAAUCCGAACUGGAUUUAAAUGACAUCAUCCAGGAAAUGCACGUGAUUGCGACGAUGCCAGACCUGUAUCACCUGCUGGUGGAGCUGAACGCUGUGCAGUCCCUCCUCGGGCUGCUGGGACACGACAACACAGAUGUCUCCAUAGCUGUGGUAGACUUGCUUCAGGAGCUGACUGAUAUAGAUACCCUCCAUGAGAGUGAAGAAGGAGCCGAAGUCCUCAUAGAUGCUCUAGUGGAGGGCCAGGUCGUGGCCUUGCUGGUCCAGAACUUAGAGCGCCUGGAUGAAGGUGUGAAAGAAGAAGCUGAUGGUGUCCACAACACCCUGGCGAUCGUCGAGAACAUGGCAGAGUUCCGGCCGGAGAUGUGCACAGAAGCUGCGCAGCAGGGCCUCAUGCAGUGGUUGCUCAAGAGGCUGAAGGCGAAGAUGCCUUUUGACGCCAACAAGCUGUACUGCAGUGAGGUGCUGGCUAUUUUGCUCCAGAAUAACGACGACAACAGAGAAUUGCUUGGGGAGCUGGAUGGGAUCGAUGUGCUGCUUCAGCAGUUAUCUGUGUUUAAACGACACAACCCUAGUACAGCAGAAGAACAGGAAAUGAUGGAGAACCUGUUUGACUCCCUUUGCUCCUGCCUGAUGCUCAGUUCCAAUCGAGAUCGGUUCCUGAAAGGCGAGGGUCUGCAGCUGAUGAAUCUGAUGCUCAGAGAGAAGAAGAUUUCCCGCAGCAGUGCCUUGAAGGUACUGGACCAUGCCAUGAUUGGACCAGAGGGCACAGACAACUGUCACAAGUUUGUUGACAUUCUUGGUCUGAGGACCAUCUUUCCACUCUUCAUGAAAUCGCCCAAAAAGAUAAAGAAAGUUGGAACAACUGAAAAAGAACAUGAAG